ACUUCAACUUCUCACUCUCAACUCUCAACCGAAUAUCACGCUCAGAAUUCAGCAAUGUCCGCAACAACCUUGUCAUCUCCGCCAUCUUCUCUCUCCUCACCUCUCCAGGGAAUACGAUCUAAGCUCAUUGUUCGAUCUAAUCUCACUUUCAACUUUCGACAAUCAUCUUUUCCUCAACUUCGCACUUCUGCUAGUAAUCUUCCUUCUUCUCUUCAUGCUGGUGUAAGUACUGAACUUGAUGAUGUUUCGACCUUCAGUGAGAUUGUUCCUGAUACCGUCGUUUUCGACGAUUUCGAAAGGUUUCCUCCAACCGCUGCAACUGUUAGUUCCUCCCUUCUGUUAGGGAUUUUGAGUCUUCCUGAUACGAUUUUUAAGAGUGCAGUCGAUACCGCCCUGGCAGACUCUGAUUGUGCUAGUCUUGGCAAGUCAGAUGGUAGAUUGUCAUGUUUCUAUGACAAGGCCCUAGUGAAUGUUGGUGCUGACUUGGCUAAGCUGGUACCCGGUAGGGUAUCGACAGAAGUGGAUCCCCGUCUAGCUUAUGACACCCAUGGGAUUAUUCACAAGGUGCAUGACCUUUUGAAGCUAUACAAUGAUAUUGAGGUCCCUGCGGAGCGUUUGCUGUUUAAGAUUCCUUCAACAUGGCAGGGGAUAGAGGCUGCAAGGGUGCUGGAAUCUGAGGGCAUACAGACUCACUUGACAUUUGUUUAUAGCUUUGCCCAAGCUUCUGCAGCAGCCCAAGCAGGAGCAUCUGUUAUUCAGAUUUUUGUUGGUCGCAUAAGGGAUUGGGCUCGUAAUCAUUCUGGUGAUACUGAGAUUGAUGCUGCUGUUAAACGAGGAGAAGAUCCUGGGUUGGCACUGAUGACGAAAGCAUACAACUAUAUUCACAAAUAUGGUCACAAAUCAAAGCUAAUGGCAGCAGCAGUUCGCAAUAAGCAGGACCUAUAUAGUCUUCUUGGGGUUGACUACAUAAUAGCACCCCUGAAAGUACUACAGUCACUAAAAGAAUCUAUAAGCUCGCCUGAUGAGAAAUAUGCUAUUAUGAGGAGGCUGUCUCCACAAUCUGCUGCUACCUAUGAGUUCAGCAAAGAUGAGCUUGUAAAGUGGGACCAAAGAACCUUGGCAUCAGCAAUGGGGCCUGCUGCAGUGGAGCUUCUCACUGCUGGGAUUGAUGGUUAUGCUAAUCAAGCAAACAGAGUUGAAGAAUUAUUUGGGAAGAUUUGGCCACCUCCAAAUGUGUGAACAUCUACUGUGCUGACUCACAAGUGACGACCAAUUCUCACUUCCAGAGCAGUAAAAUGAUGCAUUCACCAGACACCACCUUACUGAAUUUAUCGUCUGACCUCCAAAUAUGUAUGCUGCCUCGUUUCCUUUUCUUCUUUGGCAGGGAGAUGGUAUGCGCUCUUGAUUAACUAAUUGUAUCCUUUCUAGACCUGUUGUGACUUGAGUAUUAUACUGAGGGAUUUCUUUCUUUGUGCUUCCGGGAGGGUAGAAUUUAUCGGAUGUCAUUUGACACAAACAAAGAGGACAUAUUGCUUGAUUUCAAUGUUUAUCAUUUGCGUUGAUUUCAAGGUUUGUGUUGGUGGACUCGGGGAACUAUUAUAUGGAUAUCAUAUAUUCUAGUCGGUAAA
Molecule: messenger RNA, 1628 nt
Organism: Beta vulgaris subsp. vulgaris (sugar beet)
Lineage: Eukaryota; Viridiplantae; Streptophyta; Magnoliopsida; Caryophyllales; Amaranthaceae
Exons: 14
Coding region: 55-1239 (394 amino acids)
Biological process (GO): carbohydrate metabolic process; pentose-phosphate shunt
Cellular component (GO): intracellular anatomical structure; cytoplasm
Molecular function (GO): transaldolase activity
Source: RefSeq, a predicted model, not a curated record